Molecule: messenger RNA, 2850 nt
Organism: Chrysoperla carnea
Lineage: Eukaryota; Metazoa; Arthropoda; Insecta; Neuroptera; Chrysopidae
Gene: Hsl
Product: hormone-sensitive lipase
Exons: 9
Coding region: 110-2635 (841 amino acids)
Biological process (GO): cholesterol metabolic process; triglyceride catabolic process
Cellular component (GO): cytosol
Molecular function (GO): sterol ester esterase activity; triacylglycerol lipase activity
Source: RefSeq, a predicted model, not a curated record
AAAAACGCCAACGUUAUUUAAAUUGUUGUUAUUUCGAAUAAAUUCAUGUUCACAGCGUCAAUUUACACAUAUUUUGAAUAUUUACAAAUUAAAUGAAAAUCAAUCAAUAAUGAUUUGUAAUUCGAUAUCAAUUUUACGCAAUGAUCAUUUUUUAUUUAAACAAUCCUUUUAUCGACUCUCAGGUGGGAGAUUAAUGACAAACAAAACAAAUAAUGGCACAGAUAAAGAAUUUCAAGCGACCAUGUUAAAUACGGCCAAAGACCAAGGAGAGGGUUCACCACCGCCUACAUCAACAUCAAAACAGGACGAAGAUAAGAAUAUAACAAAUGAUGGGGACAAAAAGGAACAAUCUGAUGAUAUAUUUGUAAUCAUAGAUAUAUUAAAAGAUUUAUCUGAAAACAAUCAAAAGUAUUUCCGUGCAGAUGAUACAGAGUUUGGCCAACGGAUAUAUGAAUCAUAUGUCGGCAUCGAUUGUCAUCUAGAAAAUUUACGUCCAAUAAUUGUUGAAAUACAAGAACUAGCGCCUAAAUAUGAUUACGAUGUGAACGUACCUGGUAAUGGUUAUCGUUCCUUUUUAACAGUUGUGUAUCGUGGACUUCAACAUACGAUCAAUGUGACUAAACGUAUUGUAUUAAAACGUGAUCAAAUGUUAUUCCGUAAAAGUGUUUAUGUUAAGGAAAUAGAAUCAUGCUCACACUUAUUAGCAAGUUUACAACAAUGUUUAGAAUAUUUACGAACAUUAUCGAAAUGGUCUUCUGUUGGUGAAUUGUUUCCACGUGAGAAUCACACUCCUUAUGAUCUACUGUCAACACAGACGCAUAUCAAUCAAUAUUGUUUCUACGGAAGAUGUUUAGGAUUUCAAUUUUGUGAAGCAAUGAGUAAUGUACUAAAAGUGAUAAUAUUAUGUAUGACUAGUUUCUCGGAAAUUUAUUUUAACCGUAGUAAUAGUUUGUUUUCAAAAGCUACAAAUUCUAUGUGGGUAUCCGGACGAUACAUACUUGAUCCAGAAUUACGUGCAAAACGGGUUGUAAAUUUAUCACAAAAUGCACCAAUCGAUUUUUGUAAAUCAUUUUGGUUUCUAGCAGAGAGUGAAAUAAUGCAAAUGAUACCAAAAAUUACACCAGCAUCGUCAGUGAUACAAGUGAACAAAAUAAUAUCCAUACCACCAGAACCAUUAGAAUAUUUGAAUAAAACAACAAAAGAACGUAUUCAAAUUCCAAUUCCACAAGCUCAUAUUGGAAUUAAACCUAUACAAGUACGUUUAAUAAGUGCAUGUAAUCGUGAAGGUAUGAUUGGAAGUAGCAGUGAGGAUCCAAGUACAAGUACUUGUAGCGAAGCCAGUAAAAGUUUAAUAAUACAUUGUCAUGGAGGUGGUUUUGUAGCGCAAUCAUCACGAUCACAUCUUGUAUAUUUAAAAGAAUGGGCAAUACAAUUGAAUGUACCAAUAUUGUCUAUUGAUUAUAGUUUAGCCCCAGAAGCACCGUACCCACGAGCUGUACAAGAAAUAUUAUAUGCAUACGUAUGGGCGUUAAAUAAUAAAAAUUUAUUAGGUACUACAGCAGAGAAUAUAGUCUUCGCAGGUGAUUCUGCUGGAGCAAAUUUAAUUAACGUUCUGGCCAUAAAAUGUAUAGAAUUAAAUAUACAACCUCCAAAUGGUAUUUUUAACGCAUACGUACCAGUAAUAUUAAAUUUUAAACCAACACCAGCCCGAAUGUUAUGUUUAAUGGAUCCAUUGUUACCAUUAGGUUUUAUGUUACGUUGUAUUAAAUCCUACACAACAUACGAUUCCACAUCGAAUAUUAGUACACCAUCAGAAAGUUGUGGUGGUGGUGUAAAUGAUGGUACAGCCCGAACACAAACAAAUAGUUUUGAACAAAUAACAACAAGUGAUUUAUUAAAUGCACAUAAAUCACAGGUGAUAUUAUGUACAAGUGAUAAUGAUAAUGUUGAAAUAAGUACAAUAAGUGAUGAUACAAUAAUCAAUGAUAACGAUUGUGAUUUAUUAGAUGAUGAUAAUGAUUCUGAUUGGAUUAAAUUAGAUACAAGCCAUGAAGAUCAUGAGCAGUUAACAUUGAUACAUGAAUUUGAUUGUAACAAUCAAAGUUUAAUACAACGGGCUACCACAUACGAACAACAACAGCAACAAUUAAAUAUGAUAGCACCAAAUAAAAUUAAACAACGAAUGACAAAUUUAGUGAACGUUAUUACAAAUACAUUAAAUAAAUGGAGAACAACUACAAAUACGGGUCCUGAAGCUAGUAAUACAGAAACAGCAACAAACACGGACGCAUUAAUCAAUGAUAUGGAUGAUAACAAUGUAGAGAAUGUGAUUAAAGAGUUUAAUAUAAAUGUUCCACUUGAUCCAUAUUUAUCACCGUAUUAUGCAUCCAAUGAUAUAUUAAAAAAAUUACCUCCAAUUAGAAUAUUAACAGUUGAAUUAGAUCCAUGCUUAGAUGAUUGUGUAACAUAUGCUAAAAAAUUAAAAGAACUAGAUUGUGAUGUUAAAUUAGAUAUUUUAAAAGGUUUACCACAUGGUUUUCUGAAUUUUUCACUGUUUUCAAAAGAAGCUCAGGAAGGUUCUAAAAAAUGUAUUGAUCGUAUUCAAGAAUUAUUGAAUUCAAAUCAAUCUCAUUAAUAUUAAAUUAAUUAGGUCGUGUCUAUUAUCGCGUUAACAUGUUGGCUCUUAACUCAUUUAACAUUGAUUACGUUAGUUGUAUUAUUCAAGGCAGUGGCGUAAGGAUUAUUUAUUAAUCAUUUUUUAGGAAGUUAGGCUGCUAAUAAGAUCUGCAGGUUUUACAGUCGACUAAUACUGAGUUGAUCCAAAUCAACUUCAAAAUAUUUAUAACUCGG